Uloborus diversus is the source of this 2298-nucleotide messenger RNA. RefSeq names its product alpha-catulin-like. Gene Ontology annotation, biological process: cell adhesion; Rho protein signal transduction. Gene Ontology annotation, molecular function: cadherin binding; actin filament binding. Bases 1 to 2298 code for a protein of 765 amino acids. NCBI's taxonomy places the organism in Eukaryota, Metazoa, Arthropoda, Arachnida, Araneae, Uloboridae. The transcript is spliced from 17 exons. The record is from RefSeq and is a predicted model, not a curated record.
AUGGCAGUGAUCGUAAAGCAUGAACCAAUAAGUUUGGAAAUACGCACGAAAUCAAUUGAAAAAACUCUUAUACCAUUAGUUACCCAAAUAACCACUUUAGUGAAUGCAAAAGAGAAAGCAAUUAAAUCUGAGAAAACAUUAAGGGCAAUUGUUCAUGUUGGGCAAGCUGUAAACUUUGCUGUGCAAAAGUUUGUGUCUGUUGGGGAAGCUAUUGCUGAUGAUAAUGAAGAAAUAAAAUCAGAUAUGUACGAAGCAUGCAAAGAUGCUAGAUCAGCUGGUUCUAUCAUUGAGCAAUUAUGUGGAGUGCAACAUGAUGAAUGCGGUCAGUUGAGAUCAUAUGCAGACAAAAAUAAUAUGGUUAGAGCUGCAAGAACACUCUUAUCUUCUGUGACCCGGGUUUUGUUAUUGGCUGAUACAGUUGUGGUUAAGCAGCUUAUGCUAGCUAAAGAUAGAGUUUCUAUUAGCUUAAACAGACUAGAACAUGCUGUGAAUUUUACAGAAUUUGUAAAAGCAUUCAGUUUGUUUGGUAGUGAGAUGGUUGAACUUGCUCAUUUAACUGGUGAUCGACAAAAUGAUUUGAAAGAUGAGUGCCGUCGUGCUCAAAUGGCUGUAGCUAGACAAAUUUUAGAAAGAUCAACAAUGAUGCUUUUGACCUCAUCUAAGGUUUGUUUUCGGCAUCCUGAAUGUCAUUCAAGUAGAGAAAAUAGGGAUACUGUAUUUUUGCAGAUGCGUCAAGCUAUGGAAAUCAUUCAUUUUGUUGCAAAAGAUGGAAUGAUUGGUGAUCAUUCUAAUGAAAUGCAGUCACAGGCUAGAUCACAUCUUGCGGUUUCAUUGCUAUUAUGUUCCGAAGAACUUGAACAGAGCAACUCUAUUUAUAAUGCAAUAAAGCAUUUUGAGGAUAUUGUUGAAAUCACUCGUAUGACUUUAGUAGGUCCAAUGUAUCGUGAACGACUUACGAGUGCCUUGGAUAGUGUUAUGGAAAGGAUUCAAGAUUUUACAGACUCUGCUUAUACAUCUAAUGCUCAUCGAGAAAAAGUCCUUUUGUUAUGUGAUAGAUCAAAGCUUGAAUUGAAUCAACUUCUCAGAGUUGGUGUUACUUUGGAUCAAGCGGGGGUCACAUCUCCUACUGAGGAUUUAGAAGCUGCUAUUCUACAAGUUUUGCGUGCUGCUAAGGAUUUAAAGCAGGAGCUUCAAGAUACUGCACUUGAUCAAGCACAAGAAUUAGUGAAAUUAUUUGAUGAAGUAAACAUCCUAAGUUUUAUGAAAACUUCUGCACUUGCUGGGGACCAAGAAAGGCUGGAAGAAUAUUCAGAAAAAUUUACUGAAUAUGCCGAGCAUGUUCGAGAUGCUUGCAAACUCCUUCAUCAUAUUGCAAGUACUGAAUCCCUUCAAGUGAGCUCAAAAAAUACUGAAUCAUGCUUAAAAGCUUUUUCCUCACAGGUUUUAAAUGCCUGCAGAACAGUAUCAAUGCAUCCAGUUUGUGAAAUAUCAAAAGAAAACCUUGAAGUAUUCUUAGAAAUGUGGAGUUUACUCUGCCAGGAUGUAGUUUCUUUGUAUAAAGAAAUAAGUGAAUUGUGUCGGCGUGAUAUACAGUAUAAAACAGUUUAUAUGUCCUUGCCUAGGCCAGGGAAACAUGGAACUACUAGCAAGCAACUGAAACCAGUUAAACUUGAUGUAGAGGAACAAGCAAAAAUUGCUAAACUAGGCUUAGAAAUGAAGCUAUUGACGUCUGAAAUUGAUGCGGAAACUGAAAGAUGGCCGUCAUCUGAAAAUGAUCUCUGUAAAAGAGCUCGGAGUAUGUCUCAAAUGGCCUUUUCAAUGUACCAAUUCACAAGAGGUGAAGGAGAUCUGAAGACAACUCAGGAUUUAUUUACGCAGGCAGAGUUCUUUGCUGAAGAAGCAAAUAAGCUGUACAAAUUUGUCCGUCAAUUUUCGUAUCAGGUUCCUGGUGGAACACAUAAAAAUGAGUUGCUUGAGUUUCUCGAUAAAGUUCCAACAUUUGUGCAGCAGCUUCAAUUUACUGUAAAAAACCCUACGGUUGGAAAAGCAGCUACUUUUACGAAGGUAGAUAAUGUAAUUCAAGAAACUAAGAAUUUAAUGAAUGUUAUCUCAAAAGUUGUUACAACUUGUCUUCUUUGUGCCACAAAGUUUGGAAUUGACUUUCAGAGUUUAAUCAGUCAAGGUCAAAAUUCUUCACCAUAUCAAAGUGAAUUUGAAGAUUAUAUGUUUGAGAAGACAAAUGCAGAUAAUCUAGGCACAAAAGAUUCUGGCCAGAAUUCAUCAAAGCCUAACAUUUGA